Molecule: messenger RNA, 1029 nt
Organism: Lactuca sativa (garden lettuce)
Lineage: Eukaryota; Viridiplantae; Streptophyta; Magnoliopsida; Asterales; Asteraceae
Source: RefSeq, a predicted model, not a curated record
AUGAGUUUUCAAGAACUCGUUACUUCUCUUGCUCAAAACCAAACCCAAUUUCAACAAGAGACCAAGAACACCUUCUCCAACAUUCAAGCACAAAUUGGAGACUUGGCCACUGCUCUCAACAAGAUAGAACAAAGAGUUUCAAGAGAAGAAGAAGAUGAGGUUAUUAUUGUUGAACAUUCAAAGGUUGUAGUUCCUCCAAAGGAACCGGUUAUUCCAAACAUUGAACAACCCGAAUCUUCCAACAAGACUAUCAAGCCAUUGGUCAUACCACCACCAUUUCCCUCCUGUGUCAUGCUAGAUCUUGGAGCCUCAAUCAAUGUCAUGCCAUACCCGUUUUUUCAAUCUCUCAAUGUUGGAUCUUUGGAAGAAACCGGAGUAAUCAUUCAAUUAGCGGACAAGUCAAGUGUAUUUCCAAGAGGAGUGUUGGAGGAUGUGCUAAUACAAGUUAAUCAACAAGUAUUUCUUGCGGACUUCUAUGUUAUUGACCUUGAAGAGAAUACUUCUUCCAGGUCAUCUAUGAUCCUCCUUGGAAGACCUUUCAUGAAUACCACUCACACGAUUAUUGAUGUCCAUAAUAGGAAGAUCACCAUGGAGUUUGAUAGAGAGACCAUUCACUUCAAUAUCUUUGAAGCAAUGAGGUACCCUAGCAACAUUUCUCCAUUGUAUCGGGCCGAUGUGAUUGAGCCAAUCACCAAAGAACUAUUUAAGUUAUCAUAUGGGGAUAUUUUGAAGAUGGUCCUCAACAUGAGUCUUGAUUAUGAGUGUUUGAAGAAAACAUUGGAAAGGUAUACAUUGGACUCCGAAGUUGAAGAUAUUGUGAAGACUUUAAAAGUUAACAAGUCAACAAGGAAAAAUGUCUCUCAAGUUGCCUUAUCUCAUUUUCUAAACAAGAUGCCCCCUUCCAUAAUCCACCCACCUACACUUGAAUUGAAAGUCUUACCUAGCUAUUUGAAGUAUGCUUAUCUAGGUAAAGAGGAAACUCUUCCGGUGAUCAUCUCCUCUCAAUUGAAAGAUUUUGAAGAAGACUAA